This is a messenger RNA of Plasmodium berghei ANKA, 1641 nucleotides long. RefSeq names its product signal recognition particle receptor subunit alpha, putative. Gene Ontology annotation, biological process: SRP-dependent cotranslational protein targeting to membrane. Gene Ontology annotation, cellular component: endoplasmic reticulum membrane; signal recognition particle receptor complex. Gene Ontology annotation, molecular function: GTPase activity; ATP hydrolysis activity; GTP binding. NCBI's taxonomy places the organism in Eukaryota, Apicomplexa, Aconoidasida, Haemosporida, Plasmodiidae. The transcript has a single exon. The coding region runs from base 1 to 1641 and encodes 546 amino acids. The record is from RefSeq and is a predicted model, not a curated record.
AUGAUCGAUGUAGUAAAUGUUUUUAAUAAAGGAGGGGUUGUAUUGUGGUCAUAUAACUUUUAUGAAAUUGAAGAAAAUAUUAUAAGGGCAAUUAUAAAAAUAGGGUUAAUAGAAGGAAAAUAUGAAGAAUUUAGUAAUAAAUAUAAUAAAUAUUAUUCAAAAUGGAAAUUUGUUAACGACUUAGACAUGGUAAUAUUGAUUGUAUAUCAAGGAAUUCAAAAUUCUGCAUAUCUUGACAAUUUAUUUAACAAAAUUAAAAAACAAUUUGUAAAACUAAUUCCAAAAAAUUUUAAUUUUUUUGAACAUAAUUUACCUAUUAAUUUUGAUAAACAAUUUUUAAAAAUAUUAGAAGAAUCUGAUAAAGCAAUGCAAAAAUCCAGUCCUGAUUUUGGAAACAAAAAUAAUCUUAAUAAUAAUAAUACAAAUAGCAAUGGGGAAAAUAAUAAAAGUGAAAAAGGAGAAGGUGAUGAAGAAAACAAUUCCGAUACAAACAAAUCAACAAGUGGGAAAUGUGAAAAUAAAAAAAGUAAAACAAAAAAAAAUGCAAGAGAAUGGGAAUUAAAUAAAAAAAUAACAAAAAAAGAUAUCGAAAAAUUAGAUUAUUCAUCAAAAAGUGAAAAUAAAAAUAACUCAAAUGAAAUUGUUAAAUAUGAAGGAGAAUUUGAUGAUUCAAGUGAUUCUUCUAUAACUGAAAAUAAAAACAACAUUAUGAGUCAAUUAAAUGAUUCUAUUCUUAAAAUGUUUUUGUCUAAUAAUACUAUUGAAGAAAGUGAUAUAGAAAAAAUUUUACAAGAAAUUAAAACUAAAUUGCUUUCAAAAAAUGUAGCCUCAGAAAUAUGUGAUAUCUUAAUAGAAAGAAUGAAGGAAAAAUUAAUAGGGAAAAAAAAAACAAUGUUUUCUUUAAAUGUUAAAAAAACGGUUUCUACUAUAUUUUCAGAUACUCUUCAAUCUAUUUUAAUACCUAAAGAUUCAGUAGAUGUGCUUAGAUCAGCUUUAGAAGCAAAAUCUUUAGGAAAAUUAUACUCUAUUUGCUUUUUAGGAGUAAAUGGUGUUGGAAAAUCUACAAAUUUAGCAAAAGUUUGUUAUUAUUUAAAAACAAAAGGAAAUCUUAAAAUUAUGAUUGCAGCUUGUGAUACAUUUAGAGCAGGUGCAAUUGAACAAUUAAGAAUACAUGCAAAAUGUUUAGAUGUCUAUCUUUUUGAAAAAGGAUAUGGAAAAAAUGCAGCUGCUAUUGCUAAAGAUGCUAUUUCUUAUGCAAAAAAAGAAAAAUAUGAUGUAAUUUUAAUAGACACAGCCGGUAGAAUGCAAGAUAAUGAACCAUUAAUGAGAUCUUUAGGAAAAUUAAUUUUAAUAAAUAAUCCAGAUUUAAUACUUUUUGUUGGAGAAGCAUUAGUAGGAAAUGAUGCUAUUGAUCAACUUAAAAAAUUCAAUCAAACAUUAAUAGAUGCUACAUGUGAUACUCAUAAAAGAACCAUAGAUGGAAUACUUCUCACAAAAUUUGACACAGUUGAUGAUAAAGUAGGCACUGCACUUUCUAUGGUUUAUCUUACUGGUAGGCCCAUUGUUUUUGUUGGAGUUGGACAAAAAUAUACGCAUUUGAAAAAGUUUAAUGUUAAUAUGGUUGUUAAGGCACUGAGUUAG